Molecule: messenger RNA, 2516 nt
Organism: Pimephales promelas (fathead minnow)
Lineage: Eukaryota; Metazoa; Chordata; Actinopteri; Cypriniformes; Leuciscidae
Gene: atg13
Product: ATG13 autophagy related 13 homolog (S. cerevisiae)
Biological process (GO): mitophagy; autophagosome assembly; piecemeal microautophagy of the nucleus
Cellular component (GO): phagophore assembly site; cytosol; Atg1/ULK1 kinase complex
Source: RefSeq, a predicted model, not a curated record
GUCAUUCCAGACCUAGCCAAACAAGCAACAUAAACAAAAAUGGGGCGCCCGUCAGUGUGUGAGGUUGUGGUGCUACGAUGUGAUUAAUUGAAAAUACAGGACUGUUUAGGCUGUAUUUUACCGUUUCACAAAAUCAGCUACGGUCACUAUCCACCGUUAACGUCAUAUUCUGCGUGUUAACAGUUGAAUCUCCACUCUGUGAUGAGCUGCUUAUGCGACGAUGGAUAGUGAUCUGAGCCUACAGGACAAGAAAGACUUGGAUAAAUUCAUCAAAUUCUUUGCCUUGAAGACUGUGCAGGUUAUAGUUCAAGCCCGACUUGGAGAGAAGAUCACUACUUGCUCAUCUUCAUCACCGACCGGUUCAGACUGGUUUAAUCUGGCUAUAAAAGACAUCCCUGAGGUGACUCAUGAGGCAAAAAAAGCUCUUGCUGGACAGCUGCCUGGCAUCGGCAGAUCCAUGUGUGUGGAGAUCUCCCUCAAAACUUCAGAGGGAGACUCCAUGGAGCUGGAGACAUGGUGUUUGGAAAUGAAUGAAAAGUGUGAUAAGGACAUUAAAGUGUCCUAUACAGUUUAUAAUCGGCUGUCGCUGCUGCUCAAGUCUUUACUGGCCAUCACAAGGGUGACACCUGCUUACAAGCUUUCACGUAAACAAGGCCAUGAUUAUGUCAUACUCUACAGGAUCUAUUUUGGAGAUGUCCAGCUGACAGGUUUUGGAGAAGGGUUCCAGACAGUGCGAGUGGGUAUUGUAGGCACUCCCAUAGGCACCAUCACUUUGUCCUGUGCGUAUCGCACUAAUUUGGCCCUCAUGUCUUCAAGGCAGUUUGAGAGGACAGGCCCCAUCAUGGGUAUUAUCAUUGAUCAUUUUGUGGAGCGACCCUUCACUAAUAUGGCACACAUGCAUCCUUGCAGUUACAGAGCUCCUGGAGAAGAUGAGGGAGGGGCUUAUGCAGGAAUAGAAGACUCUCAGGAGGUGUGCACCACAUCCUUUUCCACCUCCCCACCAUCACAGUGUGCGUGUACUGUAAGUAAGGCACAUUUUAAGACACCUAAGCCGGCUCUGAUGGCCACACUGAAGGUUCCCCUCAUGGGGCUUGGCAUCUCACAGCAACUGUACAGCUCUCGUCUGUCAUAUCAGACUCCUGCCCUGGGAACUGUGGAUUUGUGCCAUCCUACGACUUGUCCUGCUGCUGUACAUCCUCACCAGAUGGCUGUGCCAGGUAAAGAAGGUGGAGUCCCACAGGUCCCGGCUCAACCUAAUCAUGGCACUGCGGCUGAGCACGGUCGUAUCCCAUCAUGCCCCACUGGACAGUCCCAUCAGCCGGCACCACCCACAUCCUGUGGCAGCGAGGUGAAGACUGUGUGCCCUUCUGAUGCUCCUGAGACAACCUUCACCAGGAAAGUUGGAGCUUUUGUCAACAAAGCCACCACACAGGUGACGACAAACAGUCUGGAUCUUCCUUUUGCUGCGUUCGCUCCAAGAGUCUAUGACCUGGAGGAGAACGACCCAAUGGUGCACCCUCCUCCAUCCCCGGCCCCUUCAUCUCCUUUGCAAGGCAGCCUGCAUUCAAACAGCUCGAGCCACAGCGGGGGACAGCCACAAGACGACUUUGUCAUGGUUGACUUUAAACCAGCGUUCUCUAAGGAUGACCUUCUGCCAAUGGAUCUAGGCACUUUCUAUAGAGAGUUUCAAAACCCUCCUCAACUCGCAAGCCUGUCCAUCGAUGUCAGCGCUCAGUCUAUGGCUGAGGACUUGGACUCUCUUCCAGAGAAACUGGCCAUUUAUGAGAAAAACAUUGACGAGUUUGAUGCAUUUGUGGACACCUUACAAUAGAACAGAACAGAGAUUUCAUCCUUCACAACCUCUUUACUCGUCCUGCUUCAUUCACUUUCAGGCAUCGAUAUUUUCAUUAACAAUGUUUUGUGUCAGCUUUACCAUGUGCAAUGGUGUAUGAAAAGAAUCAUCAUUACGGAAAAAAGUUAACUGAGGUAAGGUAUAAGAUGAAUCCACUGGCUUGGGGACAGCAUCUGUUAAAGGAAGAGCAACAUUAAUUCUCCCACCCUUGUAUUUAUUAAGAUAGCAGAACUGUGUAAGUAAUGCUCACUGUAAUGAAUGUAUAAACCUGUACCAGCCUUUAUUUUUGUUUUGCUCAUCCUGACAACACAUCCAGCUCACUGACUAGUCACUGAAACAGAUCUCUGAAGUGUAAGGGAAAAUCUGAGAAUAUGGGCUUGCACAUGAAUGACACUACAGUGAAGUCUGUCUGCUUAUCUGCUUUCCCGUAAAUGCAUUUUACCAUAACUUUUCAAACUUUCUUUAUGUAGGGACAGAUUACAACUUGUCAGGUCUUGAAUGGUGAGGAAUGUUUUUUUUCCUUGUCUUUUUUUUAAAGCUUAUGUUGGCAAGUCACUAGGAGCUGGACCUUCUUUAAUUAUUUAAAGUGUCAUCUUUCUUCCCCUCACUUUGUUAAAUAAGGCAUGUAAAUGUUGUGUAAUAAACUGAUUUAUUUCACACAGCC